Aedes albopictus (Asian tiger mosquito) is the source of this 6039-nucleotide messenger RNA. RefSeq names its product serine-rich adhesin for platelets. The transcript is spliced from 7 exons. Gene Ontology annotation, molecular function: protein binding. Bases 1660 to 4335 code for a protein of 891 amino acids. Lineage: Eukaryota; Metazoa; Arthropoda; Insecta; Diptera; Culicidae. The record is from RefSeq and is a predicted model, not a curated record. Gene Ontology annotation, cellular component: extracellular region.
GCCCGCCAGUGCUUACCGAGAUUCCGUUCAACGUUGACGUGGUUUUUGUGUUCGAUUUGUCGUCGUCGUCGGUUGUCGCGCGUGACCAAUCCAUCCAUCCGUCGUCGUGCCGGAAUCAAUCAACUCCACUUCAACACUUCCAGCUGGGUUGGGUAUUGGAGUCAGGUACCUGCUUAACAGGGAGUCGUCGGAUAUCCACGCGUCCAAAAGAAGCGCAUCAUCCCUCACACGCGCGCUGCUUAUUCGAGAGCGAGCAAGUUUUGAUGCGUUUAGCGCUGUCGGUAGUGAGAGAGAGUAAGGAAGGAAAAGGGUGCCGAGAGAAAAGACGAACACGCCGCGAUACGCGCAGAGAGAGAGCUAUAGAGGUGAAAUAAUAUUAAUUUCGAAAUAAAUUAUAAAAGCGAUCCGCGGAGGACGGACCGCUUCCAGACGGAGAGUGAGUGCGCAGUGCAAGGUCCUACUUCCUCCCGAAGAUCUUCAUCUACGACGCCGCCGCCGCGAUCAACGCCCAGUAGUUGAGGCGAGGAUCAUCCGGGAAUCUAUCUUCGACGCGUAUAAAAACGAGACCAGUUCGGUCGCGGCCUUAACGGAGAUCAGUCGGCUAUCGUCCAGUGUUGAGAAAAGUCGCUCGGCAUUGCUCUAAUGAGUUUGAAGCGAGUACAUCCGCAUCCGUGUGAAGUCAAGUGAAAUUGUGGUGAAGUGAGAGAAAUUUCAAAGUCGCGCACUGGUGAUUGAUAACUUCUUCGCAUUGGAUCAGUAGUAGUAGUUCAAGAAGGUGUCGUUCGUCACUUUGGCGAUUAACGAAUUGUGCAGCAGUCGCAGUAUAAAGCACGGAGGCAGAAAAUGGUUCAAAUCGAGUUUGGCCAGCAAGUAAUGGCACCGUACCGCGCCGAGUCCGCUAGUAACUAGUUAUUGUUGAAAGUGCGGCGUGCCUCCUCCUCGGAAUAUAAGCGAAAAUCGCGAAACACAAACGUGUGAGCUCAAACGCGAAAUAUAUAAAAACCGUUCAAGUUGAUGCAUAAUUUUAAAGCCACGAGCUUCUGCGCGAGGGGCAAUAAAAGAGAAAUAGUUGGAUAAGUGAGUGAUUUUACUGUAUAUUUUCUUUCGCUGCAUUUGCUACAUUGGAGUUGAGCGUUUUAUUUUAUUUCAUCCGCUCUCUUUCUGACACCUUUGACAAAUUUUGCAAACCACGGGUGUCAUCAAUUACCUUCAAUUAAAAUCAUAUACUCUCUCAUAUGCUUGAUUCUCUCCUCCCAAAGAGAGAUUACGAAAAUUGAAUUUAUUAAAUAACAUUACAUCAAACUCUGACAAAAGAGAAAAAUCGCAAAAAAUAACCGCAAACACAGAAACAAAACAAAGAAGAGCAACACAGAGAGAAGAAAUUGCAACAAAACAGCAAAAAAAAACAACAACACAAACAGAAACGAGAAGAAAACGUGUGAACUAGUUGGAAAAACGCAGAAAACUCGGUAACCAGUGAGUUUGUGUGAGUGCCAUUUGUUGGAAAACAACGAAAAAAAAAAGAAACAGCACGAGACAUCCAAGGAUCACGAAAACAACAAAAAGAGAUUCCUGUCGGCCAAUUCGGAACAAGUCAGAAUUUCAACGUGCCAACGACGACAGACUGCUGAGCACAGCAGCAAGAGCAGUAGCAGCGAGAUGCGGAACUUGGACAAGCUGUGGUGGUGGCGGCCAAAUCCGACCCCACUGAACCGAAUAGUAGCCAACUCAAAUCCAAAUCGCCCGAAAUGCAACCAGUGCUGCCCACUACCGAUGACGACAUAUGCCGCCCUGCUGCUUGCCGGAUUAGUGCUCCUCUGCUCGUCGCUGUCAGUCGUACAAACAGGACCAGUGACCAGGUCACGGCGGAUGUUACGCGAGAUCCACGGUGAGAUCACCGAUACGAACGUUCAGAAUGUUACCAACUUUAUCGCUGACACAUGUCUCUACGAUGGAUCACAGGUGUCUCGGACGAGCAUCACAUGUGAGAAGAAGCACGGUUGUAGGGCGAUUCAGAAAACGGGCGAGUGCUGUCCCGAUUAUCAGUGUGAAUGUCAAAGAGAUGGAAAAGUUUACUCCAAUGGAGAGAAGGUGUUCGAUCCUGAAACCCCCUGCCGUGUUUGCUAUUGUCAAGGAGGUGAAAUUUCUUGCAGUCAGGUAUCAUGCUACAAGCGACACGAUUGUGAACCCAAGUUCAUUCCUGGCCGAUGCUGCCCAGAGUAUGAUAAUUGUCCUCCUCUAGAAAACUCCAACAUCGCAGAGCCCACCUCGCCCAGUGGCGAGUCCAGCGAACUCAAAGAAACCGAAAUCGACGCAGAAGAUCUGCUGGACGCAGAGAACAAGAAACUGUCUUCGAUAACAUCCAACGAUGUCACUACAGCUGGCACAACUACGACCAGCACAACGACCACCACUACCGCCACCACGGAAGGUUCAACACCGGCCAAGCUACAAAUCCCAGCCGCCAGUAACAACCCCCUGGGUAUCAAAAUCAAGGAAAUCACCAAGCCGGAAGAGAUUCGACUGACCGAUUCCCGGCCGAAGAUCACCACAACGACGAACAGCGUCAACAGCAUCGAAGUGACAGCUCAUCCGUCGACGGAAUCGUCAUCUUCCACGGCUGGACAAAGCGAGGAAGCCAACAAUUUGGAACACUUGGACCUGAAUGUGACCGAUGACGGCGAUGUCGGCAUGAAGAACGUUCGACACACGGAGGAAGAGUUGAUGGCUAAUGGAACGCUGGAAGCCACGGACUCGAACGAGAGUUCCACGGCUGGUCCGUCAGAGUCAUCGUCGGCGUCGUCGAGCGAAGUGGAAUCGUCUUCGGAGUCAAGUAGUUCGACUACAGCUAGGAUGACAGUUCCGCCGACGAUGUCAACUACCACGGUCAUGCCUGAAGAUGUUUCGGACGAGGUAACCAAGAAGGAUAAGCCGCUGCCGGCCGUGGUACAGAUCGGAGAUAAACUGGUGAUUGUGGACCACAACCAACCGAAGCCGAUUACGGUGAUUCAGGUCGAAGAAGUUGCUGGGCUGCAGCGAGGAGAUGACGACAUUUCAUACGAUCAGGAGAUGUAUACAGAUCGUGCACCGGAAACUCCGAAGCAAAUGAAGCUGGACAGUUCAGAAGGAGAGAUGCUGUCGACCCAGGCAGAUUCGAGCGUUGCGUUCGAGACGGUUUAUCAUGGCGCAUCGUCGGAGAUCGAUACGGUCUACCAUGGGGCGUCGGCGGAGAUUGAUACGGUUUAUCACGGAGGAUCGACGGAAAAUCUGGCAUCGGAAGAGGUUUUUGAGACACAGCAUUAUACAGAAGGACCAGAAAGUAGUGCAGAAAGGAAUGAGACUCAAGGCGAUCAACUGUCGGCGAGCAGUGAGGAGUUUAUACAGUUGACGGCAUCGUCGGACAAGCCGGUAAAACUACAAGAAGAAGAGCACACGACGAUGAAUUCGUUGUCUACGAGUGUGGAAGAAGGAAGUACAACACUAGCGGAUCUGCCAAUCAGUGUAUCAAACUCAGAGGCAUCCGGUGAUGAAGUAUUCGAAACGCAUUUCUACACGGAAGGCCCGGGAAGUUCCUCGGAAACGACUGAAGUUGCUGUAAAUGCGCUUGGUGAUGGUUCGGAAGCGGUGACACCCAUGAAGGAACUUCCAACAGACGAUAUGGCGACCCAGAGCAAGCCAUAUAUUGAAGACGAUGAGCAUGAUUUAAUUCAACCCGGCUUCCAACCCAUUCCAGAAGACUUCAGCUUGCCACUCAGAGAUCAACCUGCGAUGGAUGAUGAUAUGGAACCUUCUGCAGCACCGGCUAAGAGUGAGCGCAAAGAACACGUUGGAACACCCAAGAUUUUAUCAGAAGUGCUAGAAUUCAAACAUAAUGGGAGUAGUACAACGGAAAGUUCCAGCGAAGCCGAAUCUGAAUCUACCAUUUCACCAUCAUGGCUGAAGGACGAAUCGAAGCCAAUGCUGCGAGCGCCGGGAGAGCCUCACUUGGUACCAGAAUGGGAGCGAAACAACGUUACAGUUAGCAAUUCGUCUUCAGAAGAAGAAUUUAGUGGAGCAGGAGAGUUUCACGUACUGAAAAUGAACUCCGAAGAGUACAUGGAUAGCUCUUCCGAGGGAAGUGGAGCGAGUUCGACAAGAAAGGAACCUGAGGAAACUACUCUGGCGCCUUCGAAGAGUAUGCUGCAGGAUAUUGACUCCUCGGAAAGUGGGUCCGUUUCGGAGUCGGACAGUGUGAAACAUAACCCCAAAAACGAUGUCGAAAGUGUCAAGUAUGACGAGGAUGAAAACAGCACAGUUCAAGAGGCACUUCCCAAGCAAGUGAAAUCUAGUGUCUGAGUUUAGGAUUGCGUUUAUAAUGGUAAUAGAAUUCAAUCAAAUUCAACAAAAAAUUAGCUAAUCGAAUUUACUGAAUCAAGUAUUUAGCAGAUAUACAGCGAUUAAAACAGGUGUUCUCGUCUUUCCGGAAGUAUUCAUUUCGGAAAGGACCGAGAGCUAGGUGCCAGUUGAUCAGAAGAUGCUGUUCUUCGACUCUUUCUCCUUGACUACCCGAAUAAGGAUUAUUUAUUAUUCCUCCUGUUUCCAACCCUCCCGGGAACUCAAAAUCUGCGGUCGAAGUGAGAGAUGGUUCUAAAACAAUACGCUUUGGACGGUUCAUUUUAGUGCCAUUAACCACCAACACACACAAAAAUCAGGAAAAGACACGCACACAGAUCAAGCCUUUAUGAAGCGCGUACAAAAUUACAGAAUCUUGAAUCUUUUGCUCAAGUAGUGCAAUCAUUUAUUAAGUUUGGGUUUGAACGUGUAAGCCACGAAAUUCUACUCAGUGAAUUCAGUUCUCGAAAAGAAAUAUAUAGGCUGAUCACUUUAAUUUCGUAACAUGCCAGGAGACUUGGCAUCUUGAUAAAGCGACGAACCCUUGGAAGAAGAAAUUGUACAAAACACGAAACAGGAACAUAUCCAUGGCAAAUAGAAGAAACUCGAUAAUGUCGGAAUAUAUUUGUAUGCGACGUUUUCUCCUACAUUCCUCCAGAUAUCUAACUUUAGUUACUCGUAAAAUGGCUCAAAUAAUGAUCGGAACGAACUAAUAGUCGUUGUACUAAGUUAUUUAUUACGUAAUGGUAGCAAAUUUUAGGCAAAAUGAAAAAUCAGAUUUGGACCAACACCCUUACAGAAAGUAAACGAAAAACUACAACUCAAAAUUCACAGACAUCGGUCGUCAAAACACUCAGCAGAGAAGCAUGUGAUAGUUCUUACGUUACGUUGAAAAUAAUUUAAAUCCCACUUCAAUCGAGAAGGAUUUUGAAACCCCUAAUUGAACGACAUUUAUUUCUUAUACAAGAAGAUCUAAUCCUCGGCCGUCGGUAACCUAAGAGAGGCCGAUCAAGAAAUCUUAGCUUAAGUUUAAGACUGUUACUAGCAAUAGUUGAUGAUUAUUCGCAAUUACAGAACGAAUUGAGGGAACAUGAUGAUUAUUUAUUGAUUAUUUAUAGUCGUUGAUGACCCACCGGAGGUCGUCCAGUUGAUUUCGAGUUUGCAUUCAUUUCAACUGUCGGAAAUAUAACUAAAAGGCGUAGUUAGUCGCGGGCGAGUAUAAAAAAAAACUCGUCGCCCCUAGCAAAUAGUAGGCAUUUUCUCAAUUAUUAUCAUUUUUUACUAAUAUAACUAUUAGCAAUUAUCAUCAGAACCUAUUAUCAUUUCAUCUAUAGAACCUUAAGUACUCCAUACAAUACCCCUCAAAUCCCCGAGUAGAGCUAGUAAGUAGGAAACGUUAGGAAAUUGAUUACAAUUCUAACUGAUGAAAGAGUCAUACUUUUAGUUUGUGUAAACUUUAUCAGUUAAAGAAGAGGAAGCCGCCUUUCUUUUUCUUUCGGUAGAUCUCUUGUCCGUGGCAGCCUAUUGGAACCAUUCAGUAGGUGCCACCUUUGAGACGGAAGAAUUGCAUGAAUCGGUGGCAAGCAAUUAUUAGCCGUUACUAGGCGAAGAAGUCGAUCGAUUAAGGAAUGUAAAAUAAAAUAAAUAAAAUGGAAAAACUUUCUAAAA